Anopheles marshallii is the source of this 1881-nucleotide messenger RNA. RefSeq names its product augmin complex subunit dgt5 (gene dgt5). The record is from RefSeq and is a predicted model, not a curated record. The coding region runs from base 4 to 1881 and encodes 625 amino acids. Lineage: Eukaryota; Metazoa; Arthropoda; Insecta; Diptera; Culicidae. The transcript has 4 exons.
AAAAUGGAUGAAAUUGUGAAAUUCAAAGCAUGGGCAACAAAGUUGGGAUGCCCACCGGACAAAUUACCACCCGACGAUGCACUGAAAAAAUCGUUCCGAGGUGAACAAAGCACGAUGUUUCAUCACAUUAUGGAAAAGGUGCGUUCGCGACAGGAGAUAGCAUCAAUGCGGAAGAAUGUGCUCGUUCAUAAGCUACAAAUUCACCAGAAAACGGACAGCAUCGUUGCGAACGCUUCCUUUAAUACGCUACCAGCUGAGCUGCAGCGCUAUUUAAAGAUACAGAAAUUGAAGAAGAAAAUCGAUGAAACACGACUUCGUAUUAAACAAUCCAUCGGAGGAUUUGAGUCGAUCAACUUGCAAAUCAAGGAGAAAAAUGUUCAGAAAUUACAGUUGAUGCACAAACAAGAUGAAUUGAAUGGUAAAGUUGCGCUGUACAUGGCACACGAAGCAACGCUGCAGCGCAAUCUGGAGAAAGAAGCACAACUGAUCCAGCGUAUCGAGCGCAUAAUGCCCAUCAAUUCGUGUCACCCCGAUAUGGCCCGGAAGGCCAUCGAACGAUGCACACAGUUGCUGGAGGGGUUUUAUGAACGUUUCCAGGAUCAAAAUCAAGAAGCAAGUCGAGCUUUGCAGGAUGAUCUUUGGGCUGACCUUCGCGAUGUACUGCGUGGCAUUCCGAAUCAUCUGCUUUGGAACGUACUACUUACAAUGAAGGACAAACAUUUGAGAGAAAUCUCCGAACAUGACAGCCGUCGAAAUGCACAGGAAAACGAUGUGACGCUGUCCGAUCUUGAUCUGCUGCAAGCAAGCAUGGCAAAGCUGUGCUCCAGCCACAUUUGUGUGUUUCUGGACGUUGUGUCCAUCCGAAACAAGGUGCAAGCGGCCCGAGAAGAGUACCUGGCCAAGUACACUCCAAGCUCGAACGAACUAGAAGCGAAGAUGGCCCUCAUAAACGUGAUGGAUGAUGAAGCGGAAGAAGCACUAGAGGAGUACCUGGUGCAGUGGAAUUCGCGCGAAUAUAACCAGGGGCAGAUAGAUUACAUGACGCGCGAGAUCGAGCGCAAAAAGCAAGAGCUGCUCGCGUACACGCAAAAGGUGCAAAAUCACGAGCAACUGCUUGGUCAGCUCAGGAGCAUUUACGGCCAGAUCGAGGAAAUUUCGAAACACAUGGAGGCUGAGUUGCAUCAGGUACGUCAAAUCAAGCAAAAGGUGCACUACACGAAGUACGUGUGUCAGCACACGGUACACACCAUGCGACAGAAGAAUGGAAAUAAUCAAACGCUGAACAUGAGCGAUCAGUCGUUCAGUCGGCUAGACAGCACGGCCCUUCCGGGGGUAGGUGGCGGACCUGUAUACAACCCGGCCGUAUUACCUUCCUUGGCGCGUGAGUUGGAGGUGUUCAGGCAGAUUCCGCUCUGGAAGUAUGUUUGCCGUUCUAAGGCGGUCCUAUUAAGCAUGGAACCGAACGCUGCUAUUUUCUUUGAGCAGCCAAACGUUCUAGCGCUGCUGCCAUGUACUGGCGUUAGUGCGGAAGUGUCACUAAAGCAGUUUAUCGAGAUUCAACAACUCGAGCAACAUACAAACGCUUCAACGGCUGAUUCCUGUAGCGUGGUGGCACCUUCAAUUGAGCACGAGCAGUUGGAGCAUCGCUGGAAGAUUGAUGACGGCAAAAUAUGUGAGCUGCUGGAUAUCAUCGAAACGUUAACAAACAGCUCCCAGCAAACGAUGGAAAAGGUCCGCACAUACUACAACUUCGCACUUGCCAACAACAUGAGGAAGUACGUCCCACCUACAAAACUCUUCAACGGCCGUAACUUCCGUGAGUACGAGAACGAGUAUCUCUUGUACUAUCGGAUGAUUAACGGCUUCGGUGGAGACAGAUAG